Molecule: messenger RNA, 857 nt
Organism: Meloidogyne enterolobii
Lineage: Eukaryota; Metazoa; Nematoda; Chromadorea; Rhabditida; Meloidogynidae
Source: the annotation of a GenBank genome assembly
CAGCAGAAAAUGGAAAUAAAGGAAGUGAUGAAGAAAAAGAAAAAUGUGAAGAAGAAGAGUUGUCUUUGGGUGUUAAAGAAACAUAUACAGUUUUGGCUAAAAUAUUAUGCCUUAAACCUAUGCUUGUAAUGAUUGUUGUUUUGCUUACUGGAAAGAUUGCGUUUGCUGCUUCUGAUGGAAUGACUGACUUAAAAUUAAUAGCUGUCGGAAUAACAACAGAUAAAAUAGCUAGCAGAUCUCUAUUUCUUACCCCUCUACAUAUUGUACUUCCUUGGCUAUUAGGCAAACAAACUGCUGGUCCUAAACCUCUCAACGUCUUUCUUUGGGCAUACCCUUAUCGUUUAAUAAUGGGUGUUGUGUUUGCUUUACUUGUUUAUUGGACUCCUUCAUUUAAAGAAUCAUCUGGUGAUUAUUCCUAUUUUUAUUAUGCAAUAUGGAUGGGGGCUUAUUACCUUCAACAGAUAGCUUCUUAUUGUAUAUUUCUUUCAAUGAUGGCUUUCAACGCGCAAAUAUCUGAUCCAAAGAUUGGUGGAACAUAUAUGACAUUAUUAAAUACUUUAAAUAAUUUGGGUGGGAAUUGGCCAGUAACUCUAUUUUUGAGUAUCACAGAUUUUUUUAAUCGAAAAAAUUGUGUUGCUACAGGGACAAAAUUAAUUCUUGGUGCCUGUAAUACCAAAAAAGAUGAAGAAAUGUGUAUUAAAGGUGGUGAUGUUUGUGAAUUUCAUAUUGAUGGUUAUUACAUUUCUGUUGGAAUAUGCACUAUAAUUGGUUUAUUGUGGUAUAGAAUAUUUUAUAGACGUAUUAAAUAUUUCCAAAAAAUUCCGAGACAAGAAUGGAGAGUUAUUAAAAAUAAAUAA